AUGUCUACUUUGACAAAAGCAAUGUCCAAGUUCCGUCUGGCUGUGGUCCAGCUGCAGGUGUCCAGCGUCAAGGCGGACAACCUGAGCAGCCGCAGACUGGUGAAGGAGGCUGCGGGACAAGGCAGCAAGGUGGUGCUGGCUGCCGAAUGCUUCAAUUCUCCAUAUGGAACCGGCUUCUUCUCUACAUACGCUGAGAGGAUCCCAGGAGAGUCCACUCAGGUGCUGUCAGAGGCUGCCAAGGAGAACAAGGUGUAUCUAGUUGGAGGAUCCAUCCCUGAAGAGGACGGUGGGAAGUUGUAUAACAGCUGCACAGUGUUUGGGCCUGACGGAGAGCUGCUUCUGAAACACAGAAAGAUUCACCUCUUUGACAUCGACGUUCCAGGGAAAAUCCGCUUCCAGGAGUCUGAGACGCUGAGCCCAGGCAACAGUUUGUCAAUGUUCGAAACACCGUUCUGUAAAGUGGGCGUGGGGAUCUGCUACGACAUGAGGUUUGCAGAGCUCGCGCAGCUCUAUAGCAGGAAAGGCUGUCAGCUGCUGGUCUACCCUGGAGCCUUCAACAUGACCACUGGUCCAGCCCACUGGGAGCUCCUUCAGAGGGGGAGGGCGCUUGAUAACCAAGUGUAUGUGGCCACAGCGUCUCCUGCCAGAGAUGAAACUGCUUCAUAUGUCGCCUGGGGUCACAGCACUGUUGUUAACCCAUGGGGAGAAGUUAUCUCAAAGGCUGGACCAGAGGAGGCCGUGAUUUAUGCUGAUAUCGACCUGCAGUAUUUAGCCGACAUCCGUCAGCAGAUCCCAAUCACAGCUCAGCGCCGUGAUGACAUCUACACGGUGACAUCUGCGCAGGAAGGAUCGAGCUGAACGCUGCGACCUUUAGAGAGAAGGUACGAAGGUACCGGCACAAACUAUGCAACGGAUCUCUGCUGCAACAGAGUCUUCUUCUCCCUGAAGCACAAGACUUAAUCGUCUCAAUUGUGGAAACGAGCGGUGCAGUUUGGAUGCUCAGUAAUUCACUGGUGCCAACAUGUUUUGGGCUCCAUAACGUUCUUAAGACACUGUAACUGUAAAAUGAGUUGUUGAUCAAUAGAAAAUGGAUGACAAAUUUGAUAAGCUGUUAAUUGUUUACCUUAUUCAUCAAUUAAAAAUAAACAUUUGCUGCUUAGAGCCUCUCUGAUCAUCAUCAGUUUCAUAUUAUUGGAACAUUUGGAGUUUCAUGAUGAAAUGUUUUUUUUUCUUGUUUUUUGCCUUAUGAAAGAUUGUUUUGAUUGUGGCUCCGGACAUUUCAAAUGUAAAAAAUAUACAGUUCUUCAUUGUCAUAUUUUCAUCAUGAUGGAAAAACACUAACAGAUCUGUAAAAAAUUGAAAUAAAACAGCGCCAUGAAUGAA
This is a messenger RNA of Morone saxatilis (striped sea-bass), 1383 nucleotides long. It is a transcript of the gene nit2, whose product is annotated as nitrilase family, member 2. Gene Ontology annotation, biological process: oxaloacetate metabolic process; L-glutamine metabolic process. Gene Ontology annotation, cellular component: mitochondrion. Gene Ontology annotation, molecular function: omega-amidase activity. NCBI's taxonomy places the organism in Eukaryota, Metazoa, Chordata, Actinopteri, Moronidae. The record is from RefSeq and is a predicted model, not a curated record.